AUGGCUAAGCAGCGUGUCAAGAAGCGUACUCACCAGAAGCCGCAGAAUGCGUCGGCUGCUGUCAAGGGUGGCGCUGCCUCAAUGGCCAAGACCCCAAAGUCUAUGGUCAUUCGAGUAGGCGCUUCUCAGGUCGGUACCAGUGUCACUCAGCUGGUUAAGGAUGUCCGCCGUAUGAUGGAGCCCGAUACUGCCGUGCGACUGAAGGAGCGCAAAUCCAACAGACUGCGGGAUUAUACCGUCAUGACUGGGCCUCUCGGUGUCACCCACCUUAUGCUGUUCUCCAAGUCCGCAACCGGCAACACAAAUAUGCGAUUGGCUGUUACUCCCCGUGGACCGACCCUUCACUUCAAGGUCGAGAACUAUUCGUUGUGCAAGGAUGUCGAGAGAGCGAUGAAGCGCCCAAGAAGUGGUGGCCAGGACCACAAGACCCCACCUUUGCUGGUCAUGAACAACUUUACCACCCCAGAUGCCACCGAAGAGUCCAAAGUGCCGAAGCGCCUUGAGACUCUCACCACCACGAUCUUCCAAUCCCUCUUCCCUCCCAUCAACCCCCAAAGCCAGCCUCUGCAUUCAAUUAAACGUGUUAUGUUGCUCAACCGAGAGCCCUCCGAAAAGGACGAUGACUCAUAUAUUCUGACUCUACGUCACUAUGCUAUUGCCACAAAGAAGACUGGAGUGUCGAAACGAAUCCGUCGCUUGGACCCCAAGGAGAUCCGGAAUAGAGACAGGAAGGGACAUGCCGUUCCCAACCUCGGAAAGUUAGAAGAUGCCGCCGAUUACCUCCUCGAUCCAUCUGCCGCCGGCUACACUUCAGCCAGUGAAACCGAGCUAGACACCGAUGCCGAGGUGGAGGUUGCAGAGAGCACGACACGCCGAGUUCUGAACAAGAGGGAACAGCAGCGCCAAAAGGCCGCAGAGAAGGGUCAGGAUAAGCCCCCUAGCACCCCUGGUGUUGAAAAGCGAGCUGUGAAGCUGGUGGAACUUGGCCCUCGUCUGCGUCUUCGUUUGAUGAAGGUCGAGGAUGGAGUCUGCGAUGGCAAGAUCAUGUGGCACGACUUCAUCACGAAAUCCGAGAAGGAGGUGCGCAAGAUGGACCAGAACUGGGAUGUUAAGAGGAAGGAGAAGGAGCAGAGAAAGAAGCUCCAAAAGGAGAACAUUGAGCGCAAGAAGAAGGAGAAGGCCAAUGCCAAGGCUAAUGGUCAGCAAGUUGCCGAUGACGAUGAUGACGUUGAUAUGGAUGAUGAGGAGGCCUGGCUCAGUGAUGAUGACUAUGACCAGGAGGGAGAGGUUGAGGGCGCCGAGACCGAGGAAUCCGAAGCCGACUCAGAUGAUUCUAUGGAGGAGUGA
Molecule: messenger RNA, 1347 nt
Organism: Penicillium canescens
Lineage: Eukaryota; Fungi; Ascomycota; Eurotiomycetes; Eurotiales; Aspergillaceae
Product: Brix domain-containing protein
Exons: 2
Coding region: 1-1347 (448 amino acids)
Biological process (GO): ribosomal large subunit assembly; rRNA processing
Cellular component (GO): preribosome, large subunit precursor
Molecular function (GO): rRNA binding
Source: RefSeq, a predicted model, not a curated record